GCCGCCGCCGCCGAGGGAGCGGCCGCCUAUUGUCCUUCUCCGCGGCCAAGGUGCGGAGCUGCUCCGGCUCGGCCCGCGGGGGAGCCCCGGGAGCCGCACGUGUCCUGGGUCAUGAAACUUAGUCCACAACAAGCUCCAUUAUAUGGCGAUUGUGUUGUUACAGUACUGCUUGCUGAAGAGGACAAAAUUGAAGAUGAUGCUGUUUUUUACUUGAUAUUUUCCGGUUCUACCCUCUAUCACUGCACAAGUACCCGGAAAGUCAGUUCUGAUACAUUGGAGACAAUUGCUCCUGGUCAUGACUGCUGUGAGACAGUGAAGGUGCUACUCUGUGCUUCCAAAGAGGGCCUUCCUGUGUUUGUAGUAGCUGAAGAAGACUUCCAUUUCGUCCAGGAUGAGGCCUAUGAUGCAGCUCAGUUUCUGGCAACCAGUGCUGGAAAUCAGCAGGCUCUGAACUUCACACGUUUCCUUGAUCGAUCAGGACCCCCUUCUGGAGAUGUGAAUUCUCUCGAUGAGAGGGUUGCUCUGGCAUUCAGACACCUGAAGCUGCCUGCAGAGUGGAAUGUGUUAGGAACAGAUCACACCUUGAAUGAUGAUGGCCCGCGGGAAACACUUAUGCAUUUUGCUGUGCGGCUUGGACUGUUGCGGUUGACAUGGUUCCUGUUACAGAAGCCAGGUGGCCGUGGAGCUCUCAGCAUCCACAACAAGGAAGGGGCAACGCCUGUGAGCCUAGCCCUGGAACGAGGUCAUCACCAGCUUCACCAGCUUCUGACGGAGGAAAAUGCUGGUGAGCCAGAUUCUUGGAGCAGUUUAUCCUAUGAAAUCCCUUACGGAGACUGUUCAGUGAAGCACCAUCGAGAAUUGGACAUCUAUACAUUGACUUCUGAAUCUGAACCACAUCAUGAACCCCAUGGAGACAGCUGUACUGGACAUAUUUCUAAACUUAUGAAUAUACAACAGCAGCUAAUGAAAACAAACUUGAAACAGAUGGACAAUCUUAUGCCCUUAAUGGUGACAACGCAAGAUACUUCUAGUGUGCCCAAAGCACCAGAGACAGAUGGCCAGCUCCUUCCCUGUGCCUCAGAGCCAUCUGAGCACCAGCAGCUUUCUUCUGAAGAAACUAAGAGCACUCUGUACUGCCAAGGGAGUCCUGAGGGAAAGGCUGAAAGUUCCUGUGAUUUGUCAAGUGUGGUCAAGGAAGAAAAUGUAGUUUGUUCUCAUACGCAAAAUAAAGAAGUGGGAAGAAAGGGGGAAGAGGCGGAGCCAGCAUCUGCCGUGGACUCUGGGUCUGCAUCUUAUCAGAACAGCUGCCUUCAGAGCAUCCCUGACUGUGGAGUAAAGGCCACAAAAGGCCUUCCAUCCUGUGGAAACAGAAACCAAGUAACUGGAACAAAAAAUUCUGGAGUGGCCACAGGUCAGCAGCCACUAAGCAACAGGGGCAGUGUGCUGCAGGAAGUCAUGGUCACAGAGCCAGGCGCAUGCCAGCAUUCUUCUGGAAGCGGGCUACUAGACAGAUUUUCAACAGAUGUUGGUGCCCCUGAGAGGGCAGGGGAACUGGAACAUAGCCUACUGAACCCAGAUGCUACCACUCAGAACAGUAGUAAGCCUCAGGUGGGGGAUGGCACAAAGGAAAGACUUGAGAAUUCAGACAUUAGCGCAGCUGAGGCGACUGAUGUUCAGGUUUUAAGUGAACCCAUGGAGAAAGCCAGUAUUACAAGCCAUGUCUUCACCAGCAGUUCCCUGGAUGGUGACACCCCUGCGGAGACAUCAACUGCAUUGAAUCCUGGAGAAAUCCCCACUGAGAAAACAGGAGUGAAACCUCAGGAGAGCAGUUGUGAGGAAAGAACCGAUGCUACAAGUGAACAGGGCUCUCAAGUCUUUCCAACUGCUGCUGAAGACAAGAUUUCAGGUGGCCUGGAACCUGGUACUCUACUAGAAGGCCUUUGUGAGAAACCAUCACCCUUGGUUAUAACCUUCUCUGGGCCCAAACCAGACGAGGUACCAAAACAAAAAUCAGACUCUAGUUCAUGGCACUCUGAAAGCCAGAGCGCCCCGGCACUGCUUAGUUCUGCCACCGUGGCUGGAACAUCUUGUGUUCAGUCUGUGUGUCAGCACAACACAGUGACUUCUAGUGGUGAGGGGGUUGUAAAAGACGGCAGUGGUAAUAAAGUUAGCCUGCCUGAAAGCACAGCAACACAGGCAGACAUGCAAUGUCUGCACACUGCCCUCUGCCCAGAAGGCCCACAAGCUGACACAGUCACUUCUGCCACUGUGAAAAAUACUCAGGAAUCUGUAAGGGUUUGUCCUCUCUGUGUUAUAGAUGCAAAGAAUCAAGGUACACCUUUAGUGAAUACACGUGAAGAUGUCUCACAUCUGUCUUCAGUAGUCCCCCAAACUGAGAAACAACUAGUGCCAGACCAGGUAUCGCCACUAGGCAGCAGUUUCUCUCUGGCAAGCAGUCCAGAGAGUGAAUCAGUAACUAAAGAUGACGCACUUUCUCUUGUCCCCUCCCAGAAAGAAAAGGGAACAGCAACUCCUCAGUCCCAUAGAGCUACAGUUUCUAGAGAUGGCCCAGAUGGAAGAGAUUUGAAUGGCGCUGAUAAGCUAGGAGACAGAGCCACUGGCCUGUCCACACCGUCAGCUGUAGAGCUUCAGACCAGCAUGGGAAAUACCAGCCCUGUAGGCCUUAGUGGAGAAUGCGAGGGUCCUGGCCCGGCAGCAACACCUGGAGUUCUGAGUGACUCUUCACUACAAAGUGUGGAUAAAGCUGCUUUGCUGUCUGACUCUCUUCUGCCUGAAGAAUGUAGCAGUGUGGUGGUUCCAGAAAGCUCCGCAGCUCUGGGAAAAGAUGACGAGGAUAAAACAAUGAGAUGUUCUUCCGUUAAAGAAGACUUACAUUCUUCAGAAAUGUCAAGGGAAAACCAGGAACCACCACCUCCUGAGCAGGAGAUAGCAAGAUUAUUUCAAGAGCCUACGUUGGCCGUCUGUGCUGGGAAGAAAACACAGCAGCACAGUAACUCACUGGACACACCCUCUGCCUGUCUGAAAACAGAAACCAAGCACAACAAGGAAGUGGCCCCGCAGCAGGUCUCCUUGCUGACUGAAGGUGGGGCUGUAAAGGGCCUGGUGGUUGCAGAUUCAAAGCAGAAAGCCUUGGGUUCAGAGCAGAGCGGUUCAUCCCUGUUGCCCUGUCUGCCUUCAGCUGCAUCUGAGGUGCUCCACUGUAACCAACCUUCUGCUCUCCAUGUUCGUGGGAAGGAUACUCAGUUCCCAGGGAAAAACACUGUGUGUGAGGAAAGCAGAAAUGUGAUGGAGGAUGUUACAGUGGCUCAUGCUUUACCAGCUACUGCUGAGCCCAGAAGAAAGGAUACAUCACACUACAUUGAAGACAUUCUGAUUUCAGAGUUGUUAAACGAAGAGAAGAAAGUGAUUCCAAGUUUGCCCGAAGCUUCACUGGACAAAGGUGUCAUUGGCUUACAUGAAGUCAUGACCCCAGAGAUAGUACCAUUUGAUUGCAAGAGAGAGAAACUGGAGGCAACAGACCUCGAUUGUUCCACGAGUAACUCCAAAAAGGCCCCAAACGAUGAAGAAACAAUGCAGCAUCUUGCCAGGGACCUCCCCACAGAGACAGAGCUCUCAGCUCUUAAUGACAGUGCCCUCUCAGCCGGCAUGAAGCAAGUCACACAGGCCUCAGUCCCGGGAGAGGAGAGUAAUGUCACCACUGUACUUGGAACAGUCUCAGUGCAGACUGCACAUGUGCUGCUGGGAGCAGACUCCAUAGAGGAGGCUGCCACUCGUGUAGUGGAGGCCGUCAUCAAGCAAGUCAAGGCCUCCAGCCUACUGAUGACUAAGGGAGAAAUCAGUAAUCCAUCACUGUGCAGUCUGGAAACUGAGCAGCUAGAGAGUGUUUGUGCAGAGAGUCCAUGUGCUUUCCUACCUGAGGAGGCCCUGCAGAUGGAUAAUGCCCACGAAGAAACCACGGGGAGCUGUGUUGUUGAGAUGGAGGAACCAGAGAAAACCAUUCUACCUGUCGGCAAGCCUGAGCCAGCACCAGAAAUGCCAGGCACUAAAGCUGGAGAUGAGGUGGAUCUUCCAAGUAAGACUAGAGCUCCUUCUGAGGAGGCUGUCAGAAAUGGAGCUACCAUACCCAAGAUGAAGCAAGGCCCAGGGACCCAGGCGAUCAACCGAGAAAGCUGGUGUACCAUAGAACCAUGUUCUGAAGCAACAUCUCUCUUAGCUUCCAAACAGAGCUCAGAAUGUGAAAGCUUCUUAGAAGUUGGAUUGGGCACGGAGUGUACCUCAAAAGAAGGCAUGCUUCAGAGGGAGUCGGGGAGUGAGUCUGAGCUCUUCCAGUCACCCAGUGAUGAAAUGGACAGCAUUAUCUUCUCAAAGCCUGAGGAAGAGCAGUUGCUUUGUGAUACAACAGGAUCCAGUUCUUCCACAGAUGACACAGCUUCCCUGGAUCAGCAUUCUUCUCAUGGCAGUGAUGUGUCCCUUCCUCAGACUUCAAAGUUAAACAGAUCCAGAAACCAUCAAAGUUCUGAUGGCUUCUUCAACCAUGGAGUGGGACCUGAGAAUCGAGAGAGUGAGAGUGAGCCUGUUGGCUCUGGCGAGAUGGAAGAGGAAGAGAUGGACAGCAUCACUGAAGUGCCUGCAAACUGCUCUUUUCUGAGAAGCUCCAUGCGCUCUCUUUCCCCUUUCCGGAGGCAUAGCUGGGGACCUGGAAAGAAUGCAGCCACCGAUGCAGAAAUGAAUCAGCGAAGUUCAAUGCAAGUUCUUGGUCAUGUUGUCAGGAGACCUCCCAUUCAUAGGAGAAGUUUCAGUCUGGAAGGCUUGACAGGAGGAGCUGGUGUUGGAAAUAAACCAUCCUCAUCUCUAGAAAUGAGCUCUGCAAACUCCAGUGAGCUCAGAAACCCUUUCAGUGGUGAAGAACAGAGAGACUCUUUGAUGUCACUUUCCGAAGAACAUCUGGAGCCAGACCAGAGACAGCACCAUAGGAUGUUUGAUCAGCAGACAUGUCACAGGUCUAAACAACAGGGAUUUAAUUACUGUACAUCAGCCAUUUCUUCUCCAUUGACAAAAUCCAUCUCAUUAAUGACAAUCAGUCAUCCUGGAUUGGACAAUUCAAGGCACUUCCACAGUACCAGUGCUAACCUGACCGAGAGUAUAACAGAAGAAAACUACAAUUUCCUGCCACCCAGCCCCUCAAAAAAGGAUUUUGAAGUGAAGAGUGGCACAAAGGUUAGCCGCACCUUCAGCUACAUCAGGAAUAAAAUGUCCAGCAGCAAGAAGAGCAAAGAAAAGGAAAAGGAGAAAGAUAAAAUUAAGGAUAAGGAGAAAGAAUCUAAAGAGAAGGAAAAAGAUAAGAAGACUCUUAAUGGGCACACUUUCAGCCCCAUUCCUGUGGUGGGUCCCAUCAGCUGCAGCCAGUGCAUGAGGCCUUUCACCAACAAAGACGCCUACACAUGUGCAAGUUGUAGUGCUUUUGUUCACAAAGGCUGCAGAGAAAGUCUAGCCUCCUGUGCAAAGGUCAAAAUGAAGCAGCCAAAAGGGAGCCUCCAGGCACAUGAUACAUCGUCACUGCCCACAGUCAUCAUGAGAAAUAAGGCUUCACAGCCCAAGGAGCGCCCUAGGUCUGCAGUCCUUUUGGCUGACGAGGCCACUGCUGCACCAAUAUUUACUAACAGACGGUCCCAGCAGAGUGUCUCCCUCUCUAAAAGUGUCUCCAUACAAAACAUCACUGGAGUUGGCAAUGAUGAGAACAUGUCAAAUACCUGGAAGUUUCUGUCUCAUUCAACAGACUCACUGAAUAAAAUCUGCAAGGUCAAUGAGUCAACAGAAUCACUCACGGAUGAGGGAGUAGGUACAGACAUGAAUGAAGGACAGCUGAUGGGAGACUUUGAAAGUGACUCUAAACAGCUAGAGGCAGAGUCAUGGAGCCGGACGGUGGACAGCAAGUUCCUUAAACAGCAGAAGAAAGAUGUGGUCAAGCGGCAGGAAGUGAUCUAUGAGUUGAUGCAGACAGAGUUACACCACAUCCGCACUCUCAAGAUCAUGAGUGACGUGUACAGCAGGGGGAUGAUGACAGAUCUGCUCUUCGAGCAGCAGAUGGUAGAAAAGUUGUUCCCCUGUUUGGAUGAACUGAUCAGUAUCCACAGCCAGUUCUUUCAGAGAAUCCUAGAGCGGAAGAAGGAGUCUCUGGUGGAUAAAAGUGAGAAGAACUUUCUUGUCAAGAGGAUAGGGGAUGUGCUUGUCAAUCAGUUUUCAGGUGAGAAUGCAGAGCGCUUAAAGAAGACAUACGGCAAGUUCUGUGGACAGCACAACCAGUCUGUCAACUACUUCAAAGACCUCUACACCAAGGAUAAGCGUUUCCAAGCCUUUGUGAAGAAGAAGAUGAGCAGUUCAGUAGUAAGAAGGCUCGGAAUCCCAGAGUGCAUAUUACUCGUAACUCAGAGGAUCACUAAAUACCCAGUUUUAUUCCAAAGGAUACUACAAUGUACCAAAGACAAUGAAGUGGAGCAGGAAGAUCUAACUCAGUCCUUGAGCCUAGUGAAGGAUGUGAUUGGAGCUGUGGACAGCAAAGUGGCAAGUUAUGAGAAGAAAGUACGUCUUGGUGAGAUUUACACGAAGACUGAUAGCAAGUCGAUCAUGAGGAUGAAAAGUGGGCAGAUGUUCGCCAAGGAGGACUUGAAGCGGAAGAAGCUGGUGCGGGAUGGGAGUGUGUUUCUGAAGAGCACAACUGGAAGGUUAAAAGAGGUUCAAGCAGUUCUUCUCACUGACAUUUUAGUUUUCCUUCAAGAAAAAGACCAGAAAUACGUAUUUGCAUCACUGGACCAUAAAUCAACAGUGAUCUCCUUAAAGAAGCUGAUUGUAAGAGAAGUGGCACAUGAGGAAAAAGGCCUAUUCCUCAUCAGUAUGGGGGUGAAAGAUCCAGAGAUGGUAGAAGUCCAUGCCAGCUCCAAAGAGGAGAGGAACAGCUGGAUUCAGACCAUUCAGGACACGAUCAACUCCCUGAACAGAGAUGAAGAUGAAGGGAUUCCUAGUGAGAAUGAAGAAGAAAAAAAGUUGUUGGAUACCAAAGCCCGGGAAUUAAAAGAACAACUUCAGCAGAAGGACCAGCAGAUCCUCCUCUUGCUGGAAGAGAAGGAGAUGAUUUUCCGGGAUAUGACUGAGUGUAGCACUCCCUUGCUGGAGGAUAGUUCGCCCACACACAGCCCGAGAGUCCUCUUCCGCUCUAACACAGAGGAGGCUCUCAAAGGAGGACCAUUGAUGAAAAGUGCAAUAAGUGAAGUGGAAAUCCUUCAGGGUUUGGUAAGUGGAAGCCUUGGUGGCACACUUGGACAGUCUGCCAGCAGCCCUGUUGAGCAGGAAGUCAUGGCUGGGCCCAUUUCUCUGCCCCGGAGAGCAGAGACGUUUGGAGGAUUUGACUGUCAUCAGAUGAAUGCUUCCAAAGGAGGUGAGAAAGAAGAGGGCGAUGACGCCCAAGACCUUAGAAGAACAGAAUCGGACAGUGGCCUGAAAAAGGGUGGAAACGCUAACCUGGUAUUCAUGCUUAAAAGAAACAGUGAGCAGGUUGUCCAGAGCAUCGUUCACCUCCACGAGCUCCUUAGCAUGCUGCAGGGUGUUGUGCUACAACAAGAUAGCUACAUUGAGGACCAGAAGCUAGUGCUAACGGAGAAGGUCCUCACGAGGAGUGCAUCCCGCCCCAGCUCUCUCAUUGAGCAAGAGAAGCAGCGCAGCCUAGAGAAGCAGCGCCAGGACCUGGCCAACCUGCAGAAGCAGCAGGCACAGCAUCUGGAGGAAAAGCGCCGGCGUGAGCGUGAGUGGGAGGCACGAGAGCAGGAGCUCCGGGACCGAGAGGCCAAGCUGGCUGAGAGGGAGGAGACAGUCCGCCGAAGGCAGCAGGACCUGGAGCGGGACCGCGAAGAGCUCCAGCAGAAGAAGGGCACUUACCAAUGUGAUCUGGAGAGGCUGCGGGCUGCCCAGAAACAGCUGGAAAGAGAACAGGAGCAACUGAGGCGGGAUGCAGAGCGGCUCAGCCAGAGGCAGAUGGAUCAGGACCUUUGUCAGGUUUCGAAUAAACAUGGCAGGCUGAUGCGGGUCCCGUCCUUCUUGCCCAAUCCAGAUGAGUUCUCCUCGCCAUCUGCACCUUCUAUAACCAAAUCAGGGUCAUUGGACUCAGAACUUUCAGUGUCUCCUAAAAGGAACAGCAUCUCUCGGACACACAAAGAUAAGGGGCCUUUUCAUAUACUGAGCUCAACCAGCCAGACAAAAGUACCAGAGGGGCAGAGCCAGGCCCCAUCCAGCACCUCCACUUCCACCCGCCUUUUUGGGUUAGCUAAGCCAAAGGAAAAAAAGGAGAAAAAGAAGAAAAGCAAAGGAAGCCGCUCUCAACCUGGUGGUGAGUUGUCCACCCUACCUACGCUGUCCACUGUGGCCAUGGCAUGGGCAUUCUACAAGAGAAGGUAGUGAUGGGCGG
Messenger RNA from Acomys russatus (golden spiny mouse), 8476 nucleotides. RefSeq names its product A-kinase anchoring protein 13 (gene Akap13). Bases 112 to 8466 code for a protein of 2784 amino acids. Gene Ontology annotation, cellular component: actin cytoskeleton; membrane. The transcript is spliced from 36 exons. Gene Ontology annotation, molecular function: MAP kinase scaffold activity; guanyl-nucleotide exchange factor activity. Lineage: Eukaryota; Metazoa; Chordata; Mammalia; Rodentia; Muridae. Gene Ontology annotation, biological process: positive regulation of canonical NF-kappaB signal transduction; adrenergic receptor signaling pathway; regulation of Rho protein signal transduction. The record is from RefSeq and is a predicted model, not a curated record.